GUCUCCUCUCUCUCUCUCUCUCUCGAUCUCUUCGUCCUCUCCAUCUCUCUCUCUCUCUGAAACCCUAGGGCCGAUCCCUCGUCGCCGCGCGCGUCAAUGGCGACCGGAUCGGGGGUUCCGAUCACUCCCCUGCUCAAGGAGGAGCUCGACAUCGUGAUCCCGACGAUCCGGAACCUGGAUUUCCUGGAGAUGUGGAGGCCGUUCUUCCAACCCUACCACCUCAUCAUCGUCCAAGAUGGGGACCCCACGAGGACCAUCAAGGUGCCCGAGGGGUUCGACUACGAGCUCUACAACCGCAACGACAUCAACCGGAUCCUCGGCCCCAAGGCCUCGUGCAUCUCCUUCAAGGACUCCGCGUGCCGAUGCUUCGGAUACAUGGUCUCCAAGAAGAAGUACAUCUAUACGAUCGACGAUGACUGCUUCGUGAGUCGGAUCUCAGCCUCUUUCUCCUCCCCCAUUCCUCUGACUGGUCCGAUUUCGGAGUUUUUAUGGUUUCGCUUGGUGUUUUGAUGAUUGAGUUUUGUU
This is a messenger RNA of Ananas comosus (pineapple), 525 nucleotides long. Its product is annotated as alpha-1,4-glucan-protein synthase [UDP-forming]-like. Gene Ontology annotation, biological process: UDP-L-arabinose metabolic process; plant-type cell wall biogenesis. The transcript has a single exon. Lineage: Eukaryota; Viridiplantae; Streptophyta; Magnoliopsida; Poales; Bromeliaceae. Gene Ontology annotation, cellular component: Golgi apparatus; cytosol. The coding region runs from base 97 to 510 and encodes 137 amino acids. Gene Ontology annotation, molecular function: UDP-arabinopyranose mutase activity. The record is from RefSeq and is a predicted model, not a curated record.